UACACACACUCCACUCUCAUCCCACAGCCAAUAAGGACUUGAUGAUCUCAAGUAUCACUAUAGCACAAGGACUUAUUCUCUGAGCUGAGCCUGAAGAGUCUUACAGACCUUCAUCUUGGUAGCAGAAGGAGCUUCUCUUCUUGGCCAGGGAGUGAAGUCUGCUGUCACCAUGUCUGACACUGAGGAAGUAUAUGAGGAUGAGGAAGCCCAGGAGGAGGUAGUAGAAGUAGAAGUAGCCCCUGAGGCGGAGGCCCAGGUAGAAGCAGAGCCAGAGGUAGAGCCUGAACCAGAACCAGAGCCAGAGGUGGUGCAGCAGGUGGUUCAUGAGGAGGAAGAGGCCUAUGAAGAGGAAGGGGAGGAUGGAGAUCAAGAUGAGGAGAAGCCAAAGUUCAAACCAAGUGCUCCAAAGAUCCCUGAUGGAGAGAAAGUGGACUUUGAUGACAUCCAGAAGAAACGUCAGAACAAAGAUCUGUUUGAGCUUCAGUCGCUGAUCGAUGCUCACUUUGAGUGCAGGAAGAAGGAGGAAGAGGAACUCAUUGCGCUCAAAGAAAGAAUUGAGAAGCGUCGAGCUGAAAGAGCUGAGCAGCAAAGGAUUCGUGCUGAGAAGGACAAGGAGCGACAGGCGAGGAGGGAGGCUGAGAGGAUCAGAAAGGAGGAGGCAGAUAUCCAGAGGAAGGCUGAUGAUGACGCCAAGAAGAAGAUAGCACUGACCAACAUGGGAUCGGGCUUCAGCAGCCACCUGCAGAGGAUUGACCAGAAAAGAGGCAAGAAGCAGACUGAAAGAGAAAAGAAGAAGAAGAUUCUUGCAGAGAGAUACAAACCCCUGAGCAUUGACAAUUUCAGUGAGGACAAGCUGAGGGAAAAGGCAAAAGAGUUGUGGGAGUGGCUGCACAGCCUGGAGGAGAUUAAAUAUGACCAUUGUGAGAAGCUCAAAAGACAGCGAUAUGAGGUCAUCUCACUCAGAAACCGAAUCGAUGAGCUGCAGAAACACAGCAAGAAGGGAGCCGCCUCACGCCGCAGGAAGUGAGCAGCUACUCGGAGGCGGUCGGGCAGUAGGCAUGCUCCCCUCGGCCACAGCUGCUCACCGUUUGGGAGCAACUGGAUGCUUUAAUGCCUGCAAACGCUGAAGUGAAAUAUUUCCAUAAGAAUUUAACUCCACUUAAGAAAUUGUAUUAAAGCUUGUUCAGUCUAAUUGAUUUGGUCAUUGUAGUAGAACAGUAAUACUGACUUUAUUGCUGUUAAUCAAACAAAAUUUCUAAUAUCAUAAUAAACCUGCUCCAAAGUC
Molecule: messenger RNA, 1285 nt
Organism: Melanotaenia boesemani (Boeseman's rainbowfish)
Lineage: Eukaryota; Metazoa; Chordata; Actinopteri; Atheriniformes; Melanotaeniidae
Product: troponin T, fast skeletal muscle isoforms-like
Exons: 16
Coding region: 170-1027 (285 amino acids)
Biological process (GO): sarcomere organization; regulation of muscle contraction; muscle contraction
Cellular component (GO): troponin complex
Molecular function (GO): troponin I binding; tropomyosin binding; troponin C binding
Source: RefSeq, a predicted model, not a curated record